AUGGAGUUAGAUGCUAGUCCUGAAGAGAUGCGUAAACAAGCAGCAGAAGAGAAGAAUAAGUACAAAGCUCUUAAAGGAGAAGGGAAAUCUGAAGAAGCGUUAAAAGCCUUUAAGAGAGGGAAAGAACUUGAGAGACAAGUACAAAUCGUUGAACCAGCAAAACUAUCUAACAUUCAACAUCUCACCAUUAGACCAAUUGAGAACUGGUCCUUCAAAACAGGCAUCUCUGUUCUAAUAUCGGCUACCAGAUUGUUCCCGAUCGAGUGGUACGAGUUGAAGCUGACUCUAAGGAACUUCGGGAACAUCUCCAGAAGAAGCAGGAUCUGGUUUAGAUGA
Messenger RNA from Microthlaspi erraticum, 336 nucleotides. NCBI's taxonomy places the organism in Eukaryota, Viridiplantae, Streptophyta, Magnoliopsida, Brassicales, Brassicaceae. The record is from the annotation of a GenBank genome assembly.